Molecule: messenger RNA, 1305 nt
Organism: Spirometra erinaceieuropaei
Lineage: Eukaryota; Metazoa; Platyhelminthes; Cestoda; Diphyllobothriidea; Diphyllobothriidae
Source: the annotation of a GenBank genome assembly
AUGUUCCAAGCAAAUCUCCUUCUCUGGCUGUGCAGCAUCUGUGUCGGCGACUUUUUCAUUAUCGCCUUCGAGGGUGUUUGGAUUCUCCUCAAGGUGUGGUUCCGCUUUGACAUUCGAGACCUGAACGACGGAAUUUGCGUUUUUCACAAGACCGCCUCCAAUUACUUCCUCUACUGGUCAGCCUACAUGCAGUGUGCGCUGUCUGUGCAGAGGGCAUACUUUGUGUUUCGACCCCUGAGACCGAGAGCCAGGAGUUCUGUCUCCUGGCAACAUAUGCUCAUUUGGGUCGCCAUCACACUGUUCCUUCUGCUGCCAAUGAUCCCCUAUCCGAUUUACUGGCGUGUAAUUAACAAUGACUGUGAUCCGCUCGAUGGCAAUGCCUUCUACGUCACAACCCUGAAUGACCUCAUAAUCUGGGGCAUUAUACCCCUGAUGGGUAUGACAAUUUCCACAGUUGUUAUCUGCUGGAAUAUGGCCCAGGCGGCAAAAAACCUGUCCUGUCAGCCUAGCAUAAAAGCAGCAAAGCCCUGGAAUGGCGCCGAAAGCACUGAUAGCAAAACCAGAUGGAUGUCGCGAACGUCAGUUACUAGCACAUCCAGUAGUGCUCUCUUCUCGACAAAAUUCAGACGUAAUACCAUAGGCAGUGCUCUCUUUACGACGAAAACGCAGGACCAUCUGCAGAGACCCUUCGCCGCCCAAAAAAGAACCACAGUUGCAUCCAACCACAGCAGCUUUAUAGGCCACCUACAACAAGCUAGCCUCGGGACAGUUGGUGAGCUGAAACGGAGCAGCAGCGUCGAGCUGAGCAACUUUGGCAGUUCUCGGAACGUGGAUGCCAACAGUGUCCGACACAAUGCCACUGACAAUACCGGACAGGUCACUCGCCUCCUGGUGUGCAUGAACAUCUGUUAUCUGGCCAGCACAUUUCCCCUCCUCAUAUUCCUAAUGUUUCGCAACUUCAGUAGCAUCCAUGUGCCGCCUGAUAUUCACAGAUUUGCAUACUACCUCUGUCGCAGUUUCUGUUUCAUCAACUCCUGCACAAACUGGAUCUUCUACUGUCUUGUGGGGAAGCGCUUUCGUCAGCAGGCGAAGCGGAUUAUUCUUGUUUGCCUUAAGGCCAGUCGAUUUCGUUCAGAAGAUACUACUGACGGCCAGCGGAUGAAAAACAGCUCCGUCCACCAAGAGAACAUAGUAUGGCAGGAGGACGGUCAACUAAAACAACAGUCGGGGGAGGUGAAGAAUCCCAGAAGCCGGUCUACUGUGCACGACAUGAAACAGAUUGUAACAGGCAUUCCAAACCGAUGA